ACUGAAAAGGCAUCUUAGGGGUAUAGCCUCCUGAUGGCCAUACGCCGUCAAAAACACUACUGCCAUUUCUAGGACUUCAUUCAACGGAGAAGUCGGAUUUGGGGAUUUUCUUCCUACUUCUCUCCUUAGGCUUUGUCGUAGACGACUGUUGCUUGGUUUGGGGCCUAAGAAAAAGGCCCCCCUCAAACUGGGACGUGCAGGCGGCAUCAUUCUGAAGCUCUUGGCGCGCCGCGUGGUCUCGGGUUUCGGUAGCAUGGGUCGGCGGUACCGGAACCGGCGACGCUCGCAGCAGCAGCAGCAGUCUCAGCAGCAACGCCCUGAAUCCCGAGAGGAUGCGACGGACAGGGAUGGGAAGCGGGAUAAGUCGGGCUGGGAAGGUGGUUACCCCGAGAUCAUCAAAGAGAACAAAUUGUUUGAACAUUACUACCAGGAGCUAAACAUCGUGCCGGAAGGAGAAUGGGAGCAGUUCAUGCAGGCUCUCCGGGAACCCCUCCCGGCCACGCUCAGAAUCACUGGAUACAAAUGCCAUGCAAAGGAAAUUCUACAUUGCUUGAAGAACAAAUAUUUCAAGGAAUUAGAGGAUCUGGUGGUAGAUGGACAGAAAGUUGAAGUACCACAGCCUUUAAGCUGGUAUCCAGAAGAACUUGCAUGGCACACAAAUCUAAGCAGAAAAAUCUUGAGAAAGUCUCCACAACUGGAAAAAUUUCACCAGUUUUUGGUUAGCGAAACUGAAUCUGGAAAUAUUAGUCGUCAGGAAGCUGUCAGUAUGAUUCCACCCCUGUUGCUUAAUGUUCAGCCUCAUCAUAAGAUUUUAGAUAUGUGUGCAGCACCUGGAUCAAAGACUGCCCAGUUAAUUGAAAUGCUUCAUGCUGAUAUGAAUGUUUCCUUUCCAGAGGGAUUUGUUAUCGCUAAUGAUGUUGACAACAAACGCUGCUAUUUGCUGGUUCAUCAAGCAAAAAGGUUAAGCAGUCCUUGUAUCAUGGUUGUAAACCAUGAUGCUUCCAGCAUACCUAGACUUCAAAUAGACAUGAAUGGAAAGAAAGAGGUUCUCUUCUAUGAUAGAAUUUUAUGUGACGUGCCCUGCAGUGGAGAUGGUACAAUGAGGAAAAAUAUUGAUGUAUGGAAAAAGUGGACAACACUAAAUAGCUUGCAACUACAUGGUUUACAGCUUAGGAUAGCAACACGUGGAGUUGAGCAGCUGGCUGAGGGUGGUAGGAUGGUGUAUUCUACUUGUUCAUUAAAUCCUAUAGAGGAUGAAGCAGUUAUAGCCUCACUAUUGGAGAAAAGUGAAGGUGCUUUGGAGCUUGCUGAUGUUUCUUCUGAAUUGCCAGGAUUAAAGUGGAUGCCUGGAAUCACACAGUGGAAGGUAAUGACAAAAGAUGGGCAAUGGUUUGCAGAUUGGAAAGAUGUACCUCAGAGCAGGCAUACUCAAAUUCGCCCUACUAUGUUUCCCCCAAAAGGUCAAGAAAAUUUAAAGAAAAUGAACUUAGAACGUUGCCUACGAAUAUUACCACAUCACCAGAAUACCGGAGGGUUCUUUGUCGCAGUAUUAGUCAAGAAAUCUUCGAUGCCUUGGAAUAAACGUCAGCCCAAGCUCCAGCGAAAAUUUCCUGUAGACACAGGAGAAGCUGUAGAAUCUGGUCCUUCAGUCCCUGUAGACGUGACUGCUUCAGCCCCUAAAGAAACAAGUCUUAUAGCUGCAGCCUGUGCAGAAACAAGUGACAGACCUAUUACUGAGACUGAGCAGGGGCAAACCAUUCAAAGAACUCAGCAUUUGGAGACUGACUUAAACAAGAAAGAUGGUGUGUGCGGCCCACCCCCAUCGAAGAAAAUGAAGUUAUUUGGAUUUAAAGAAGAUCCAUUUGUAUUUAUUCCUGAAGAUGAUCCUUUAUUUCCUCCUAUCCAGAAUUUUUAUUCUUUGGCUCCUUCAUUCCCAAAGAUGAAUUUAUUGACUCGAACCCAGGAAGGGAAGAAAAGACAAUUGUAUAUGGUUUCUAAGGAGCUAAGAAAUGUGCUGCUGAAUAAUAGUGAAAGGAUGAAGGUUAUUAACACGGGGAUAAAAGUUUGGUCUCGGAAUAAUGAUGGUGAACAGUUUGGUUGUGCUUUCCGCCUAGCACAAGAGGGAAUAUAUACAUUGUAUCCAUUUAUUAAUUCGAGAAUCAUUGUUGUAUGCAUAGAAGAUAUUAAAAUUUUAUUAACCCAGGAAAAUCCAUUUUUUAGUAAGUUUAGCAGUGAGACAUCCAGACAAGCUAAGGAUAUGGCAAAAGGAAGCAUUGUUCUGAAAUAUGAACCAGAUGCUCAAAAACCAGAUACUCUUCAGUGCCCUAUUGUCUUAUGUGGAUGGCGUGGAAAGACUUCAAUUCGUGCCUUUGUGCCUAAGAAUGAACGACUUCAUUAUCUAAGGAUGAUGGGAGUAGAGGUGUUUAGAGAGAAAAGAAAAGAAGAAUCUGCAAAUAAAUUAGAGGAGAGCCAGGCCAUUACCAAAGAGACGGAUAUGGAAUGUAGAACAAAAGAAUUGGUCAACUCAGAUUCGCAAAUGGAAGAUGAAUUAGAUGAGUUGAUACAGGAACCAAUGGAAAGUGCUCUUGAAGGAACAGAGGCUAAAACAGGAAAUGAUGAGCCACAAGAUUCUAAAACUGAAACUCAGUGCUGACUAUAACAAUGCCAAAGACCUGGUGCUUUUUUUUUUUUUUGCAUCUGCCUGCCUUGCUAUAUUGAGAUAAAAAUCUAGAAAUUUUAUCUAUCUGCAAAUACAUUUUUAAAAAUAUAUUACAGAGGUGUGAACAUUAUCAUACACUGCCCCUCAUUUUACCCUUUUUUGGAGUUUAGCAAAAAGUAUUUUUCAGUCGUUUAUAAAGUAACUGCCUUUCUUGGCUCUUUUGGUUUAAUGGCACUGCUGGUUUUGGUGUGUCUAUUGCCGGCAAUGGACUUUGCACUAGCAAAAUCUUAUUUCCAUUGUAAGAACUGAAGAAUAAAACUGCUUAUGGAUUUUCCUUUUUUAGAAUCUUUUUGUGUUGACCAUAUUUGUUGGAAAGAAUUCUCAUAAAGUAGAGAUGAAUGGAUCUUAAGAUCCAGUAAUGAUUUUUAAAAUACAUAUAUAAAAAUGCACAUACACAAAAAUGUGUAUGUAUAUAAAAGUAUAUAAAUCCUUAUGAAAAAUGCUGUUUGCUUUAAUAGUUGUGUAAAUUGCACAUUUUAGGUGAUAUAAUUUUUAUGCAAUAAGGUUAAUAUCUGAGUUUUCAGAUAACCACUGUACCUUUUGAAAUAAAGGACAAGUAAAUAUUUCUUGGAAUACUUUUAUGUAUUGUGACUUUGCUUACCAGCAGAAUAUGAACUUAUUUAACUGAAUUUUUUGUAUGGUUCUGUUUUUAUAAUUGGUGUCUCCAUUUCCUUCUCACUUUCAAGUUCUUAACUCUGCAGUGUCACUUUCAACUAUAUCAUUCAGGAGAAACUGCUUUCCAAAGUUAAUAAUAAUCUCUUAUUUGCCAAAAUCUAAUGGAGUGUUCUCAGUCCUCAUUGUUCUUAAUCUUUGUAGCCUCUGACACUGUCAGUCACCCUCUUCUUGAUACUUUAUAUUUUCAUGACAACUUUCUUAUAUAUCUGAUUUCUUCUCCUUUGUUUCUUCGGGUCACCUUGGCUAUUGAGACUAUUCUCCCUCUGUACUCUUUCAUUUGGCAAUCUCAUCUCCCCAUUGAUUUACUUUUAUGUAAAUGAAGAUGAUUUUCUGUUUAUCUAGCCCUAACCUUUCCUAACUUCUGAUCUCACAUCUUCAGCUGUCUAUUGGACAUUUCAACUGAAUGUCUUGUAAACUGAAUGCAUGAUCUUUACCCCAGCACCCUCCCCUCUUUUAGGUGGUACAAUGAAUAAGAGUGUUGGACUUGGAUGGCCCAAGAUCAAAUCUAGACACAGCCUCUUAACUGUAUGGCCUGGAUGAGUUGCUCCAGGUCUGAGUAUAGCCUCAUUACUAGGGUUGUUGGAAAAUCAAAUGAGAUCAUGUGUUUAAAGCACCUAAGUUGGUGCCCUACACAUUAAAAGGUACUUAAUAAAUACUUGUUUUCUUUUUACUAUCAAGGAUUGCCACCAUCCCAGGUGUCUAGGUGAGAUGACCUAGGUGUCAUCCUUGACUCCAUGCAUUUUUCCUGCAUAUCCAUUCAGUUGACAACUUAUGUAAUUUCUAUAUGAUAUCUUGUAUUUGCCCCCUUCUCUCCUCAUAUAAUGCCUCCAUCUUGGCACAGGCCCUCAGAACUUCCUGCCGAACAGUAGCCAUGGUUUGGUAGAGAAUCGGCCUCUAUAAAGACUCUUCCUCAGUGCAGGUUGUCCUCCACUGAGCUUUCAAACUGAUGUUCCUCAAGCAUAGAUCUGAUCAUGUAAUCUCCCAAUUAAAUUCCAGUGACUUCUAGUUACCACUGUCAUCAUAUAUAAAAUCCCUCGACUUUUUAUUUUUAGGCUUUCAUAAUCUGGCCUCUCCCUACAUUAACAGUCUUUUUAUGCUUUAUUCCCCUGCAUGUCCUUUGUGAUGAUGUGAAGGGCUCUGGAAUGUCCUCUCCCUCCCCCUUCCUGGCUUCUUUCAAGUCAGCUAAAGACCUGCCUAUGCUCAAGAAGCCUUUCCUAGCCUUCCUUAAUCUUAGUGCCUUCCCUAUGAGAUUAUCUCCAAUUUAUCCGGUGCAUAUCUUGUCUGUACAUUUUUUGCAUGUUGUCUCCCCCAUUAGACUGUGAGCUCCUUGAGGGCAGAGACUGUCUUUUCUUUGUGCCUCUGUUUAGCCUAGUGCCUGGCACAUAGAAGGCAUUUAAUAAAUGUUUGUUGACUUGAUUUAAUAAGCCAAAAGAUGCAUGGAAUAAUUAAAGAGUUAAUGACAGAGAUAUAUGUGAACUUUUUUCUGAAUAAUGGGAAAUUUGUUGGUUGGUUGCAUCAUCUCUGGCAACUAAACUCAGUCUCACUUGCAGAAAAUUAAUAAAAUUUUUGGACCAGUAAUGAAAA
Monodelphis domestica (gray short-tailed opossum) is the source of this 4978-nucleotide messenger RNA. RefSeq names its product NOP2/Sun RNA methyltransferase 2 (gene NSUN2). Gene Ontology annotation, molecular function: tRNA (cytidine-N5)-methyltransferase activity; tRNA binding. The record is from RefSeq and is a predicted model, not a curated record. NCBI's taxonomy places the organism in Eukaryota, Metazoa, Chordata, Mammalia, Didelphimorphia, Didelphidae. Gene Ontology annotation, biological process: tRNA methylation. Gene Ontology annotation, cellular component: nucleus; cytoplasm.